UGAGGGCGGGGCGAGCGAGCGCUUCUGACUGGGCUGCCCAGCUGCCCCGAGUAGCGGCUGCCGUGGACCCCGGCGGCGCUCCGAGCCUCAUCCACGCUUCUCGCCGACCCCCGCAGGCCCCCCAGCAGCCUGGGAAGGAGGCCAUUUCGGGUCCCGCACCCGCUCUGCCAGGCGGACCUGCAACCCGGAAAGGCGGCGAGGAGUCGGAUCCUGCUGGGACCGGGCCCGGCGGGCCGGCGCCGCGGGGAUGUCGGAGGCGCGGAAGGGGCCGGACGAGACCGAUGAGAACCAGUAUGACUCGGGCAUCGAGUCUCUGCGCUCCCUGCGCUCCCUGCCCGAGUCCACCCCGCGCCCAGUCUCGGGGCCCUCAGACGGCGGGGGCCCCCAGCCCUGGAUUCAUCCUCCGGGAACCGCCAAGGAGCCAGAGGAGAAGGAAGACACGGACGGGGAGCGGGCUGACUCCACCUACGGCUCCUCAUCGCUCACCGAGCCCCUGUCCUUAUCGGGGGACCCCAGGACCGAGGACGCAGUUUCAGACUCACCGCUCCCCGCCGCCGGGGCGCUGAGCCCUCAGCAGCUGGAAGCACUCACGUACAUUUCCGAGGACGGAGACACGCUGAUCCACCUGGCGGUGAUUCACGAGGCCCCCGCUGUGCUGCUGUAUUGCCUGGCUCUACUGCCCCAGGAGGUCCUGGACAUUCAGAACAACCUUUACCAGACAGCACUCCAUCUGGCUGUACAUCUGGACCAGCCAGGUGCAGUUCGGGCCCUGGUGCUGAAGGGGGCCAGCCGGGUGCUGCAGGACCGGCACGGCGACACAGCCCUGCAUGUGGCCUGCCAGCGCCAACACCUGGCCUGUGCACGCUGCCUACUGGAGGGGCAGCCAGAGCCGGGCAGAGGACCACCUCACUCCUUGGACCUCCAGCUGCAAAACUGGCAAGGUCUAGCCUGUCUCCACAUCGCCACCCUGCAGAGGAACCGGCCACUCAUGGAACUGCUGCUUCAGAACGGAGCUGACAUUGAUGUGCAGGAGGGCACGAGUGGGAAGACAGCGCUGCACCUGGCCGUGGAGACCCAGGAGCGGGGUCUGGUGCAAUUCCUCCUCCAGGCGGGUGCCCGGGUGGACGCCCGCAUGCUCAAUGGCUGCACGCCCCUGCACCUGGCGGCAGGCCGGGGCCUCAGCAGCAUCUCGUCCACCCUGUGCGAGGCAGGUGCUGACUCCCUGCUGCGAAACGUGGAGGAUGAGACUCCCCAGGACCUGGCUGAGGAUCCCUUUGCCCUGUUGCCCUUUGACGACCUGAAGAUCUCCGGGAAGCCACUGCUGUGUGCUGACUGAAGCCGGGACACGCUCUCGGACCCCGGAUGCUCCCCCUCUUCCCAUCUGGAAGCUGGAGCCACAGCUGCUGCAGUCUGGGCCCAGGCCGUGUGUCCUGGGAACUGCUAAGGCCAGAGCCUGGGGCCAGCACAGUCUUAAGCUGAGAGGAACCAUCCCAAGUGAGAGAGCCAGUCUGGAAGGAAGAGCUUCGGAGUGGAUAGAAGAUUCCUCAAAGCCCCAGGCAGCGUGGGCGAAGCCUGUUGGCCUCUGUCGAAGAUGGCAGGGCUCUCGUCUCUCCCACAUGGGGUCAGCCUGAAGCUGCCAACCAGUUAAGACAACAUGGACUCUUCCAAAUGAGGAGAGAUACUGAACUGUGAGUGAGCAGGGCCCCGAAGGGUUCCAGCUCUCUGUGGAGGAGGACUCUGAAACACUGUUGCUUAAAGACUUCACACAGAAGGCCCUGAACUUCUGGGGAUGGGGAAGUUUCAAUAACAUGACACUAAAACGGCAGAAACUUUUAACUCCCACCCCCACCCCCAGUUGUUUGCGUGUGUGUGCGUGCGUGCAUGUGUGCACUGGGGAUUUCUAGACAGACCUGUCCUGUGACCUUGUGGUGAAGGCAGAGAGAAGGAAAUUGGUACUUGAGCAGUGUAGGGCCUUGCCAGGGAGGGUAGGGAGGCUGAUGGUCCUCAGCCCUCUCUGUUCAGCCCAGACUCUUGCCCUUUCUGUGGAAAUGUAGAGGAUGGAGGAAGAGAAAGAGGAGUGAGAAGAUGCAAGUGGGAGCCUCAUCACAGCCCUGGAAGAGCCUGGGGAGAAGGGCUAGUCUGUGAAGAGUACACGAGGGAGCGUGGCUUUGUAUGUUUUUUUCUCUCAUUCCACAUGUUUGAGGCAUCUAUUAGGUCAGGCUUAUGCUGUGAUAGAAUUUGGGGAAUAAAGCAAUACAGUUUCUGACCAUUUAGAGAUUAUAGUCUAGUGAGUGAGACAGAUAUUAAAAUCAUAAACAUCUAAAUAUGUAAUUGCAAGUUGCAA
This is a messenger RNA of Cervus elaphus (red deer), 2344 nucleotides long. RefSeq names its product NFKB inhibitor epsilon (gene NFKBIE). Bases 248 to 1336 code for a protein of 362 amino acids. Lineage: Eukaryota; Metazoa; Chordata; Mammalia; Artiodactyla; Cervidae. Gene Ontology annotation, cellular component: cytosol. Gene Ontology annotation, biological process: signal transduction; cellular response to lipopolysaccharide. Gene Ontology annotation, molecular function: protein binding. The transcript has 6 exons. The record is from RefSeq and is a predicted model, not a curated record.